This is a messenger RNA of Erigeron canadensis, 2718 nucleotides long. RefSeq names its product probable disease resistance protein At4g33300. Gene Ontology annotation, molecular function: ADP binding. The coding region runs from base 67 to 2541 and encodes 824 amino acids. The transcript is spliced from 5 exons. Lineage: Eukaryota; Viridiplantae; Streptophyta; Magnoliopsida; Asterales; Asteraceae. The record is from RefSeq and is a predicted model, not a curated record. Gene Ontology annotation, biological process: defense response to fungus.
UUACCCAACGUCUCCUUUACAAAUCACAAACACGGUGACCCAAAACACACAAACAAAAAAAAUAAAAUGGCCGUCACCGAUUUCUUCGCUGGAGAAAUCGCGACGGAGCUUCUAAAAAUGCUUAUAACCAUAACCCGAAAAGCUUGUCUAUGCAAACCAAGUGCAGAGCAACUAAUUGUCACCAUAAAUGAACUUCUUCCAAUUAUAAACGAAAUUAAGUACUCUGGUGUAGAGUUAACAUCCAUACGUCAAAUGCAACUCGACACGAUUUCACGUGCACUUAACGACGGCCAUGAACUCGCUAACAAAGUCCUUCAUUCGAGUCGUUGGAACGUGUACAAAAACCUACAACUUUCACGAAAGAUGGAAAAAGUUGAAAAAAAAAUAAGUAGAUUUGUUCAAGGACCACUUCAAGCUCAUGUACUUGCUGACGUGCACCAUGCUCGAUUCGACACGAUGGAAAGGUUUGAUAGGCUUGAAGGAUCGGCUCGUAGGCUUGAACAAAGACUCGGGUCAAUGAAAAUCGAUUAUUUUGAUGAUAAUUAUCAAAAGUGGUGCAUGGAAGAAGAUGAUCAAGAGAUGUAUGAUGGUAAUUUGGUAAAUAUGGGGAUGGAAGUUGGAAAAAGGAAAGUUAAGGAUAUGGUUUUGGAUGAUAGUUUGGUUGUUAUUGGGAUUAAUGGAAUUGGGGGAAGUGGGAAAACUACUUUGGUUAAAGAAGUUUGUAGAGAUGAUGAUGUCAAAAGUUAUUAUAACAACAAGAUUCUGGUGCUGACAGUGUCACAAUCUCCGAAUGUGGAACAAAUAAGGCAAAGGAUUGGGGUGUUUCUUUCGGAAAGUAAAUAUAAUGGGUAUCCGGAUAUAAACAUGACUUCUCAAUGGGCAAUUCAGUAUAACAAUUGGGACACAGUGGUUCCUACUCUUGUUGUAUUGGAUGAUGUUUGGUCACUUGAAGUACUUCAACAACUAAUCUUUAAAGUUCCGGGUUGCAAAACACUUGUCGUUUCGCGUAUAAAGUUUCCGUCUUUGCUUAACUCGAGUUAUGAGUUGGAAUUGUUAAGGGAAGAAGAUGCAGUCUCACUUUUUUGUCACACUGCUUUUGGCAGAAACUCAAUUCCUCCUGGUUUUGAUGAGGAUCUAGUAAAACAGAUUGUGGAGAAAUGUAAAGGGCUACCUUUGGCUCUAAAAGUGAUUGGGGCUUCACUUAGAGACCAUUCUGAAAAGUACUGGAUAGGGGCAAAGAGCCGGUUAUCACGGGCACAACCGAUAAGUGACUCACACGAAAGCGAGUUACUUAACCGAAUGAAACUAAGUAUUGAUUACCUUUCUGAAAAGGUGAGGGAUUGCUUUUUGGAUUUGGGUUCUUUCCCAGAAGACAAAAGGAUACCUUUAGAUGUACUUGUGAAUAUAUGGACAGAGCUUCAUGACAUUGAUGAAGAAGAGGUUUAUGCUAUUCUUGUGGAGCUAUCAAACAAGAAUCUUCUCACACUUGUGAAAGAUUCAAAGGACGGUGAUUCGUAUAGUAGCUACUGUGAGAUCUCGGUCUCUCAACAUGAUGUGUUGAGAGAUCUUGCUAUUCAUAUGAGUAGUGUCGGGAGCGUAAAUAAGAGGAAAAGGUUGGUUAUGGCGAGGAGAGAAAAUGGGGUACCUAAAGAAUGGGAGAGGAACGCCGAUCAGCCAUUUCUUGCACGAAUUGUUUCUAUUCAUACAGGUGAAAUGAGAGAAAUGAAUUGGUUGAAGAUGGAAUUUCCUAAAGCUGAAGUGCUCAUCUUAAAUUUCGAUUCAACUGAGUAUUUUUUGCCUAAUUUCAUUGAAAACAUGCCUAGACUUAGAGCCUUAGUGUUAAUAAACUACAACAAUAAAACCGCAGUGCUUCACAACUUAUCUAUCUUGAGUAGUUUAACCAAUUUGACAAGCCUUUGGUUUGAAAAAGUGACCAUUCCUCAACUACCCGAAAAAGCCAUUUUACCCCUCACAAACCUUCGUAAAAUCUCGUUACUACUUUGCAAGAUAAACCUUAACGACCAAUCCGAACUAGACCUCUCUCAACUAUUCCCUCGCCUUGAAGAGCUCACAAUGGACCACUGCAUUGAAAUGACCAAACUGCCAUCAAGUAUUUGCCAAGUUAAAAGUUUAAAGAGUCUAAGCAUCACCAAUUGUGAAAGUCUUGAAGAACUCCCAUUUGAUUUUGGUAAACUUAUUUUUUUAAGAAUUUUGAGAGUUUGCGCGUGUCCGAAGCUGAAAACACUACCAUUUGGGAUUAAGAACCUUAUGUGGUUAGAACAUAUUGAUAUUUCUCAAUGUGUUAAUCUUCAUUGUCUUAAUGAAGAAAUUAGUGGUUGUUUGAGUUUAAAAGUGAUUGACAUGCGCGAAUGUCCUCAAAUUAAAAGGUUGCCACGAUCUGUAUCGGGUUUGAGAUCUUUGAGACGGGUUAGAUGUGAUGAAGAGAUUUUUUGGCUGUGGAAACAGAUGGAAAAAGAGUUGUCUGGUUUGUGUGUUCAAGUAGCAGAGCAAUGUUUUGGUCUUGACUGGCUUAAAGAGUAAAUAAUGUUUUGUUAGUUUAAUUUUUAUUACUUUUGUAAAUAUUUUAAGUAGAUAGUUAGGUAGAUGAAAUAGUUAUAGAAAUAAAAGUGGUUUUCUAAGCACUCUUGUUUUGGUGUUUGGAUCUUGUAAGGAUAGAGCCUUUUGGUGUUAGAUCAUUAUAACGAACUUUUGUGAAAA